AUGUCGCCCGUACAAGAUCAUAGCACAGCUGCCUCGGCGGCGCACGGCGAGCAAACCUCGGCACCAUCCUGGAGCGAUGGCUCAUCAUGUCCCGUUCCUCACGCCAAGUCGCAGCCGCUGCCUCCUGGUCACCCCCCGGUCCCUGAUGCACCUGCCUCAACUCUGUUCCCGCCCACCGGCUCUCGUUGCAUCUUCUACCGCUCUCCGGAGGACCUCGCACAGACACCGCCGCUCUCUCGCUCGGCGUCCUCGUCCAUGCUUUCCUCCACCACCACGCUUCCAUCGCUCCACGAGCUUGCCGUCACCCACAACGCCUCUGCCUACGAGUUCAACAAAGCGCAGAUCCUCGAUCAACAAAGGAAAGAGGCCAACAUCAACCCGUUGCCUUCCGACCGCGACGGUCAGCUCGGUCUCGAUCCCAGCUGCACCCUUGUCCUCGCCAGUCGCAACAGUCAGCUGGCACUCGUUCAGAGCUCGCAUGUGAGCGCCAUGCUCGAAGCACGUUACGGCAAGUCGUCGCCGCUCUUCCGAUCGCAGGUGGAUCAGCUGAACAGCGCCUUGGAUCUCGGCAGCAGCGAGGCAUCCCCUUCUCCAUCUCCGUCCCCAUCCUCGCCACAAGCCUCUUCCCCGACAGUCCGUUUACAAGAGAUCGGCGACGAGCACUCGCACGAUGACGUUGCGUUCCUCCACGACCUGCUGCAAGGCUUUCAAGAAACAGCGGACGCACCGCUGCGUCCACAUACUUUCCCCAUCACCUCCAUGUCGACAGCUGGUGACCAGAAUUUGCGAUCGCCGCUUUACGUCAUCGGUGGAGAGGGCAAGGCUAUCUGGACCAAAGAGCUCGAGGUGGCACUCGAACAAGGCGCUGUCGAUGCCAUUGUUCACUGCCUCAAAGACGUGCCCACCGCUCUGCCAAAGGGACUCGAGCUCGCUGCCAUCCUCGAGCGCGAAGAUCCUCGUGACGCUCUCGUCGUCAAAGACGGCUUGCCAUACAAGGUCCUCGACGAGCUUCCCGUCGGUUCGGUCAUCGGCACCUCGUCUGUGCGUCGAGUAGCGCAACUACGACGCAGAUACCCCCACCUCGUGUUCAGUGACGUCCGCGGCAACAUUAAUACGCGUCUUGCGAAGCUGGAUGCUCCCAACGGUCCCUACACAGCCUUGAUUCUUGCGGCUGCCGGCUUGAUUCGGCUCAACUUGCACUCGCGCAUCACAGCCUUCCUCAGCUCGCCUGUGCUGCUGCACUCGGUUGGACAAGGCUCGUUGGCCAUCGAGGUCCGUACACCGCCCGAGGGUGCGGAUCCCACCACCAACCGGGACGCACGGAUCCGAGAGCUCGUCCGUUCCAUUGGCGAUUGGCGAGCCACCUUCCGCAACGAAGCCGAACGUGCCCUGCUCAGGGAGCUUGAAGGCGGCUGCUCGAUUCCCGUCGGCGUCGAGACGCGUUUCGAUGACCAUGACCAGGUCGAAGGACAACGCUCCGAAGCGAUCGCGCUUGUGGAUGACUUUGUCACUCAGGGCGACGCUAGUGCCAAGGCAGAUUUGCCAAAUGGCGGGGUACCGCUCAUCAAGGACGGACACACAAUCCCGGCCAGCCAACUCUCUGGGACCAGCGAAGCACCUACGUCGCCUCCGCAGCGCCCACCGCUCGAAUCGCUCGCCACAGGUAUCCAGGAGAUGGAGACUGCCAGAGCGCAGUCCAAGUUGGCCGGAGUGCCGCAGAACGCGACCACGAUUGCCGAAAAGAUUGUCUCGACGUCGUACAGCAUCGUCGACCGCUCGACCCCCGCACCAGAGGGUCGCACCCUUCAUCUCGACGCCAUCGUCGUCUCGCUCGAUGGCACAAAGGAGUCGCGCUACUCUGCCUCCAAGCAUUGCUACACAGUUCAAGAUGCACGCGAUCUAGGUAUACACGUAGCUCACGAGCUCGCGCACAAGAAGGGAGCGCGCGCCAUCCUCGAAGAAGUCGAGCGACACCGCAAGCUUGCCGAAGCAGCGGACCAACGUCGACGUGACGAAGCAAGAAAGCGAAAGGCUAUGGGUCUGCCAGGCGGUGAGCCCAACUCCAACGGCGUCGCAUUGGCGGCCGAGCACGGAGACCUCAACGCUCUGAAGAAGUCCAAGGACAGCUGGAUGCGUGGACAGACCGAGAUCAGUCUCAGUGUAGAGCUCGAAAAGUUCAGGGAGGUCCGUCAUGCUACGGGAACGGGUGGUCAGGCGGAUGCGUCGUGCGACCCACUGGAGAUGGAUCGACGAGGGGUAGCGCGCGAUGAUGGUCAGCCAAAGGCUUGGGAGGUCUAG
Molecule: messenger RNA, 2298 nt
Organism: Sporisorium graminicola
Lineage: Eukaryota; Fungi; Basidiomycota; Ustilaginomycetes; Ustilaginales; Ustilaginaceae
Exons: 1
Coding region: 1-2298 (765 amino acids)
Biological process (GO): heme biosynthetic process
Cellular component (GO): cytoplasm
Molecular function (GO): hydroxymethylbilane synthase activity
Source: RefSeq, a predicted model, not a curated record